Coniophora puteana RWD-64-598 SS2 is the source of this 201-nucleotide messenger RNA. RefSeq lists its product as uncharacterized. Lineage: Eukaryota; Fungi; Basidiomycota; Agaricomycetes; Boletales; Coniophoraceae. The record is from RefSeq and is a predicted model, not a curated record. The annotation marks the transcript as partial. The transcript has a single exon.
AUGACUUCGUCUGUUCAAGUUACAGCCCUUGAUCAUCCGUCUAUCGUCCUUCACCCCGCUCGCCAGGCGAAAGCCCCGUUUGACGACCCUGAAGCCGAAAUUAUCCUGAGGUCCUCAGAUAAUGUCGAAUUCCGGGUUUUUAAAUCAUUCCUAGCUUUCUCGUCGAGCAUUUUCAGGGACAUGCUCAGCCUCCCGCAGCCA